Molecule: messenger RNA, 3708 nt
Organism: Psilocybe cubensis
Lineage: Eukaryota; Fungi; Basidiomycota; Agaricomycetes; Agaricales; Agrocybaceae
Exons: 11
Coding region: 1-3708 (1235 amino acids)
Biological process (GO): Ras protein signal transduction; positive regulation of GTPase activity
Cellular component (GO): plasma membrane
Molecular function (GO): guanyl-nucleotide exchange factor activity; protein binding
Source: RefSeq, a predicted model, not a curated record
AUGGCUACAGUGGCCCCAACUCGUAUGAGUCCCUCUGCAAACACGAUUGUCGAGUCUGUGACUCAGAAUCCGAAUGGACACCUUCAGUUCGACAACGCUCAACCAGACAUAAUGUUUUGUCGAGCAAAGUAUGACUAUACGGCGGACGUUCCUUCAGCACUCUCUUUCCAAACGGGUGACAUCAUCGAGGUUUUGACCCAGCUGCCGUCCGGCUGGUGGGAUGGUCUACUAAACGGAGAGAGAGGAUGGUUCCCGUCGAAUUAUACUGAAGUUAUGACAGAUGAGGAGGUUGAAAGGGUGUUUUCGGGUGCACUCGAACCGGUCAUACAAGAUGUCCCUACAAUUGUAUUUCCACCCUCUCAGUCAUCAACUCUCAGUGAUGGACGUCUCAACGCGCCUCAUCAAGACAUGGACAACAGCACCUCCAGCCACCAAAGCGAUUUCUGGAUCCCAGAGGUGACUCCUGAUGGCCGCCAGAUCUUUUAUGUGAAUAUAAAAACUGGACAACGUUCUCGGGACCUUCCACGAGAAUCAGACAACGAAACAUCCGAUGAUAGCUUUUCUGCACUGAAACCUCAGAAGGCUACACGGUCAGGCAACAGUGAAGAUCUUGGUCUGGGAACCUAUAAUAAUGCCAUGUCGACUGGUGGAAUGGAGCAAACGUCCGAUGAUAGUAAAGCAGCGAAUGCAUUGACGUCUAGUCCUCCUCGCUCCUCUCAAACAACAGACGGAAAAGUAUCUUCUGCUGACUCCGAUACUUCACGAAGCGAUCAUCUUUUUCCACCAAGAGAACGACCGGCAGUUGUGUCUGAUCCAGACAUCCCUCAAUUUUUGCCCCAAGUCCAGGCCAACUCAAUGUCUAAAAUUUCCAUCGCCCAACUGACUUCCGAUGAAAGGAAUGCUAGGAUACUGGAGCAAGCCUUGGAGCCUCAAUCCCCAUCUCCCAAUAUUAUCACCGACCUUGCAUUUGCAGUAAGGAUUGCGAUACAAAAUGUUGUAGGAAACGUUAAGUCAAGCGGGCUUUCUCGUAAGCCUGUUGAUGACAAGAAAAUGGACAAAUUAAUUUGCAGCGUUGUUCUUGCUGUCCAGAAUUUGCUUUAUCUUGCUGCAGCUUCCCCCAUCCAUUUUGUAGCUGAUCUCCCACAUCCCAGGGGAUUUUCUGUCACCCAACCAUCAACCGCAGCACUUAAAUCCCCUCAAAGGAAAGUGACUGCCAUUCUGUCUAGGCUUGUUCUCAGUGCCCGUGCAUUGGUUUACAAUUCUGGUUCUCCACUCUCAGAAACACUCACCCGUAUCGAAUCCGAUGCAGAAGAAUUGCAAAGGGAUGUUAAUUCGUUUGUUUUCGAAGCGCAACGAAUACAUGGACAAACACUGGGGGCGAACAAGAAUAUAAAGCGUAUACAAGGGUAUUUUGCUGCAAAUAAUACCGGACUAGGCCUUGUGGGGGCAGGUUCAGCUGCAUCAUGGAAAGGUUUUGGCUACCAUUUCCGUGAUGUUAGGAAUGGUGUACCGCAGAAAGUCCUAGAUGCUGAUGUCAUUCUCGAAAUUGAUCUGUCGGUGGAUCGAUUACAAAGGAGAAUUAUCUCCCUUCAGGAAGCAAUCCUCGACCGAGUCAGUUCAGCAGUGCAGGAAUUGGUUACAUACACCUCAACUUUUCUGACUUUUAUCGCUGAUGUUUAUGUCGCAAGGCAUGUUGACAUUGACGGUGUACGACAAAGCAGCGACGCUUCUUUGAACAACGAAUACACUCGCAUGGUCAAUGAUGCCAGACUUCUGGUGCGGAGUAUGGAAGCCGUGGUACAAGCGAUUUAUGACGAUAGUGCAUCUCUGCUUUUAACAACGCAGAAUCUCCACGAAGGUGUUCGCAAUGCUUUUUCUAGCGAACGAGAAGAUUCCUAUGAAACGUUGAAAGGUCUUACAAUCUCUCUCGCCAACAAUCUUUCUCACGUGAAACGAAUUUUUGGAAACUUGCUUUCAUUGGGCUACGAACAGGCGGAGGCUGUAAAGGGCGACUACAAAGAAUCCAUUGAUUGGCGUUUUUCCGGUAUAAGUGCCAUUAAAAUACAUCUUGGGACAGAAGACGGCCAUACUUCAUACAACGAGGAGCUUGUUGAUAUCGAGCUUGCCUUACAGCAAUCGAAUCAGCGGAACAGUUUAUAUCCAGAGCUAUAUCCUCCUUCACCACCCGGAGGGUCAUCCCCAGAGGAUUCACCACCAGAUAUGCCAUCUAAUUCGAAUAAGGCUCCACAAUCCAAUUUCUCUCCGAAGGGCUUCGAAGACGAUGAUGAUACAGAAUCUAUUGCACCCAGUGUCAAACCCCCUCCGCGUCCUUCUGGUUCGACCAAUGUACCAAAGUUAGAACAAAUAUUAGGAAUUGAAUAUGCUGACAAAGUGGCCGCUGGCCGCCGACCUUGGUACUUGAGAGCAGACUAUAAGGAUUCAGAUAUUAUCAUCGAUGCCGACAACUCUGUACGUGGUGGGACAUUACCUGCCCUUGUCGAACGUUUGACAGCUCAUGAUCAAGCUGACACCACUUUCACCCAAGCUUUCCUUGUCACCUAUAAAUCUUUUACUACUUUGGAUGAGCUGUUCGAUCUUCUUGUUGCUCGUUUUCAUUUGCAGCAACCCGAAGGCUUAAGUCCAGCUGAAAGAGAAGAGUGGACAAAAUUAAAGCAACAUGUGGUUAGAACACGAGUCAUCAACACCAUGAAGACCAUGGUGGAUGGUAUGCUCGACCCAGAGGAUAUGUAUAUCCUUGACAAGAUGAAAGGGUUUGUUUCAUCUGAUGAAGUUUCGACAUAUGCUGCGGCCAAAAAUUUGCUAGUUCAGAUAGAACGGACGAAGGCAAUGGGAGAUGCUAAAACGUUAAUCAACACGAAUCAAGAGCCACCCCCACCGCCAAUCAUCCCGAAGUCAGCAAAGCAGCCUAAGUUGCUCGAUAUUGAUCCUUUGGAGCUUGCCCGCCAAUUUACGAUCAUCGAGAGCGAAUCAUAUCAAAAAAUUAAGCCAAUUGAGGGUCUGCAGCGUGCGCGUAUGCAAAAAAAUGAACACGAUGAUGACAUUGCCGCUGUCAUCCAGAUGAGCAAUCGAAUUGCUGAAUGGAUAGUUGAUUGUAUACUGAGCAAGGAAGACCCUCGUCGACGUGCCCAAGUAGUCAAAUAUCUUAUCUCUGUCGCAGAUCGAUGCCGUCUUCUGAAGAAUUUUUCAACAAUGGGUGCCAUUAUCUCGGGUCUCAAUACCCCGCCCAUACGACGGCUCAAAAAGACAUGGGACCAAAUCAGUCAGCGUUACAUGGCUCAGUUCACGGCUUGUGAGGUUACCGUCGAUAGCUUCAAGAACUUUGGACGAUAUAGGACGCUCAUGGCCUCCGUGACCCCUCCUUACGUUCCUUUCCUAGGUGUCUCUCUUUCAACACUCCAAUUCAUUCAAGAUGGUAAUCCGGACAAGCUGUCUGGCGAUAUGAUCAACUUUCGAAAGUUCCAAAAGGCUUCAGAGGUGAUCAUUGAUAUCAGGCGCUGGCAAACACAAUCUUUCAAUCUACAGCCCCUUCCUUCUGUGAUCUCGUACAUUAAGGAAUCCCUUAGCAAAUUUAGUGGGGGAUCUCGGUCGCUGAGCGAUCAUUUCUGGGAACUUUCCUUGAUACGGGAACCUAGGGAAAAGGAUGAUUCGGAGAAGUUUGCAAGAUUGCUGCAAGAAAGCGGGUUCUAG